This is a messenger RNA of Acaromyces ingoldii, 890 nucleotides long. RefSeq lists its product as hypothetical. The transcript has 2 exons. The coding region runs from base 69 to 827 and encodes 252 amino acids. Gene Ontology annotation, biological process: mitochondrial translation. Gene Ontology annotation, molecular function: structural constituent of ribosome. The record is from RefSeq and is a predicted model, not a curated record. Lineage: Eukaryota; Fungi; Basidiomycota; Exobasidiomycetes; Exobasidiales; Cryptobasidiaceae. Gene Ontology annotation, cellular component: mitochondrial ribosome; mitochondrial large ribosomal subunit.
CGUUUCUUCGCAGUCUUCUUCUCAAAGUGACGAGGGUCGCGACCAGGACGAAAGGACAUAGACUAGCCAUGAUUGCGAGACGAAGCGGCAGUGCGCUGCUUGGGCUUUCGUCUUCCUCCUCCUCUUCGGCAUCUUCGGCACCCUCCUCUUCUCGGCUCUUUGCAACGACGGUUCCCGUCGCGCAGGCGCCACGACCGCCGCGCCUGGUCCCCAAGUCGCACCACCUCGCCAAGACGCCGACGCCCGACAGCGUCUACACCCAAGUGCAGUCGUACCCCACACACCCCUUGCUUGGCUUUUUCGCCUUUGACUCGCGCAAAAUUACCCGGCGCAACGCCGAGGGCGUCGAGGAGGACGUCGACGUGAGCGUGCCCGUCGCGCUGAGCGAGCGGGACCUGGGCAAGGACGGCGUCAGCUCGCGCGCCUGGCUGGCGCCCGAGCUGCGCAAAAAGAGCAGCGUCGAGCUGCACCAGCUCUGGUAUGCGUGUCUCAAGGAGCGCAACAGGCUCACCAGCACCCGCGACGAGCUCCGGCGGAGUGGGGCUAGGGAGCUGGCACGGUACGCCAACCUGAACAUUUCCUUCAUUGACCGGAGGGUGCGAAAGACGAUGGCGAGGACAAAGUUUGUGCUCAACGAGAGGAGGCUGGCGCUGCUCGAGGCGCAGGAGAGGGCCCUGGAUGGCGUCGAGGUCGAGGAGGAAGGCGCAGACAUGCUCGAGGAGCCGUACGAGGAGGAGGGAGCAGCAGCAACAGCAGCAGCGCAAGAUCCAGCAUCGGCAAUGCUCGAGAGCGGUGGCAGCGCCACGGAGAAAGCGCAGCUGCGAUAAGAGAAGCUCCAAUUCUCUGUGUGUGUGUGUGACUACAAUACAAUAUACAUGCAUCCUUGCCCU